Molecule: messenger RNA, 5184 nt
Organism: Onychomys torridus (southern grasshopper mouse)
Lineage: Eukaryota; Metazoa; Chordata; Mammalia; Rodentia; Cricetidae
Gene: Gtf3c4
Product: general transcription factor IIIC subunit 4
Exons: 5
Coding region: 115-2565 (816 amino acids)
Biological process (GO): transcription initiation at RNA polymerase III promoter
Cellular component (GO): transcription factor TFIIIC complex
Molecular function (GO): protein binding; histone acetyltransferase activity
Source: RefSeq, a predicted model, not a curated record
AACGAACGGCCGCGGAGGGUGCUGGGGGCGGCGCCGUUGGUGCAGGGGGCGGCCGGGGGACGGUUGGCGAGGGCUCUGUGCACCCGGGAACCCGACCUCUGCGCCCCGAGGAAGAUGAGCGAGGCGGACCAGGCCCAGGUGGGGCACACGGCUGAAGAGCCCUCGCUGUCCCCAGAGGAGGAGGGCGAAGGGGGCGGGAAGGAGCCGGCGACCGAAGCGGCCCCCGGGCCCAGCGCCGCGUUCCGCCUCAUGGUGACUCGGCGGGAGCCGGCCGUGAAGCUGCAGUACGCGGUGAGCGGCUUGGAGCCACUAGCCUGGUCUGAGGACCACCGGGUGUCCGUGUCCACGGCCCGCAGCAUCGCCGUGCUGGAGCUUAUCUGCGAUGUGCACAACCCAGGCCAGGACCUGGUGAUCCACCGCACCUCGGUGCCCGCACCCCUCAACAGCUGCCUCCUCAAAGUUGGCUCAAAAACAGAAGUUGCUGAGUGCAAAGAGAAGUUUGCUUCCUCAAAAGACCCCACCAUCAGCCAGACUUUCAUGUUGGACAGGAUGUUCAACCCUGAGGGGAAGGCAUUGCCCCCAAUGCGGGGUUUCAAAUACACUAGCUGGUCUCCCAUGGGUUGUGAUGCGAAUGGCAGGUGCCUCUUGGCAGCACUGACCAUGGACAAUCGCCUGACUGUGCAGGUGAACCUCAACAGACUGCAGUGGGUUCAGCUGGUUGAUCUGACUGAGAUUUAUGGAGAACGUCUUUAUGAGACCAGUUAUAGACUCUCUAAAAAUGAGGGUCCUGGGGGGAAUCUUGGAGAUUUUGCUGAGUUUCAGAGGAGACACAGCAUGCAGACCCCAGUCAGAAUGGAAUGGUCAGGCAUUUGUACCACUCAGCAAGUCAAGCACAACAAUGAGUGCCUGGAUGUGGGCAGUGUGCUCCUGGCUGUCCUCUUUGAGAACGGGAAUAUAGCUGUGUGGCAAUUUCAGUUACCAUUUGUGGGGAAGGAGUCCAUCUCUUCAUGCAACACCAUUGAGUCAGGAAUCAGCUCCCCUAGUGUUUUGUUUUGGUGGGAAUAUGAGCACAAUAGUCGGAAAAUGAGUGGUCUUAUUGUUGGCAGUGCUUUUGGACCUGUAAAAAUUCUCCCUGUCAAUCUCAAAGCCGUCAAAGGCUACUUCACUUUAAGGCAGCCUGUUGUCCUGUGGAAAGAAAUGGACCAAUUGCCUGUGCACAGUAUCAAAUGUGUGCCACUUUAUCAUCCUUACCAGAAAUGUAGCUGUAGCUUAGUAGUAGCAGCAAGAGGUUCCUAUGUGUUCUGGUGUCUUCUUCUGAUCUCAAAGGCAGGUCUGAAUGUUCAUAAUUCCCAUGUCACAGGCCUUCAUUCACUGCCCAUCGUCUCCAUGACUGCAGACAAGCAGAAUGGAACAGUGUACACCUGUUCUAGUGAUGGGAAGGUGAGGCAGUUGAUUCCUAUUUUCACAGAUGUUGCAUUGAAGUUUGAACACCAGCUGAUUAAACUCUCAGACGUAUUUGGCUCCGUGAGGACUCACGGCAUUGCAGUGAGUCCCUGUGGUGCUUAUCUGGCCAUCAUCACCACUGAAGGCAUGAUCAAUGGCCUCCAUCCUGUUAACAAGAACUACCAGGUCCAGUUCGUUACUCUCAAGACCUUUGAAGAGGCAGCUGCUCAGCUCUUGGAGUCUUCAGUUCAGAAUCUCUUUAAGCAGGUGGACUUGAUCGACCUAGUCCGGUGGAAAAUUUUAAAAGAUAAACACAUCCCUCAGUUUUUACAUGAAGCUUUGGAAAAAAAGAUUGAAAGCAGUGGAGUCACUUAUUUUUGGCGUUUUAAACUUUUCCUCCUAAGGAUUUUGUAUCAGUCAAUGCAGAAAUCCCCUUCAGAGGCCUUAUGGAAACCUACCCACGAGGACUCAAAAAUCUUACUGGUUGACUCACCUGGGAUGGGCGAUGGUGAGGAUGAACAGCAAGAAGAAGGCACUUCCAAGCAGGGGACCAAGGCUGGCCCGCAGGAGAGGAGCAAAGAGGGUGACACAGAGGAGCCCCCCGAAGACUCACUCACUGCCAUGGGAGACACUGGAGGUCGUGAACCCAUAGAGGAAAAGCUCCUUGAGAUCCAAGGGAAGAUUGAGGCUGUGGAGAUGCAUCUGACCAGGGAGCACAUGAAGCGGGUCCUCGGAGAAGUGUACCUGCACACCUGGAUCACAGAGAACACCAGCAUACCCACCAGGGGGCUCUGUAACUUUUUGAUGUCUGAUGAGUCCGAUGACAGAACAGCACGGGUCCUGAUUGGACAUAUCUCCAAGAAGAUGAAUAAGCAGACCUUUCCCGAGCACUGCAGUCUGUGUAAGGAGAUCUUGCCAUUCACGGAUCGCAAGCAGGCUGUUUGUUCCAAUGGGCACAUCUGGCUCCGGUGCUUUCUAACCUACCAGUCCUGCCAGAGCUUGAUAUACCGAAGGUGUUUGCUCCAUGACAGCAUUGCCCGGCACCCUGCUCCAGAAGAUCCCGACUGGAUUAAGAAGUUGCUGCAGAGCCCUUGCCCUUUCUGUGAUUCUCCUGUCUUCUGAGGGUCAGUGAGGAGGCUGGAGGAACAUGAACUCAGCUAUAGAAAGUACCCUGGAGCCUGAGGAGCAGGUGUGCUGGAGGGAUCCUGGCGCAGGACAGUGGAGAGACAUUCCUCUGACUGGAGAAUGGAGAUCAUCCCUGAGCUUAUUUCAACAGUGCACACACACUACCUUCAGGAACUGAAGGAUAUCUAAAUGCAGAGAGUUUGAGUCAUUGAGGUGAACAUUAGCCACCCCUAGCUCCUCACCAGUGAGGACCACUUACUUUUCAAGUGUCUUGCCUAAAGCAGUUUGAGUGGAAACCUGCUCCUUGAGCAGUAAUGGGCUCUUGUUGAGAAUCUGAGGACCUCACUGUGGGUUAGGUUUCAGCCUUGCUUUGGUCUGGAACUGCCUGUGGCUCCAGAGGACUCAAGUGGAUUGAUUGGUACUUGACACUCCUGUGCCAAUACAUCGUAAAGUGUCUAAAGCUGUGUGUGGUUAGUGUUUGCUCAGCAGACUCAUCGGCCCAUUGACUUCUUUCCAUGCACAUGGAAGACAUUUUCCUAAAACUAUAUUUUUGAAGCCAAGAAUAAAAUCAUUCGUAAUGUAUCAAAUAAUCAGGUGACUAUUAGAAGUUGAUAAUUGUCAUUUAUUUUUAUCUCCUGUGUCAUCAGAUUUCCUGACCCAGCUCCUUAGUAUGUCAAAAGAGAUUGAGUACCCCUUCCCUCAUCAGAGUCCUACUUCAUACCCAACUGUGUGACCUAGAUAUUGGUACAUAGAGGGAAAGUGUUUUCUUCUUGUAGUAUUAAAUUGAAGCUUCAGUAUUUUUAACAUUGACUUAUCCAGACAUCUCACUGAAUAUCUAGGGGAAGGUUGAUCUAGGGAUUUCUGGGGAGAGAUGGCAGCGAGGCAUUGGAGGUCCUUGAGCUCUGUGCUGCAAGCAUGUGCAGCUCAAGUGGACAAACCUGGGAAUUCCUUCUCCGGCCAGAGGUCCUUAAUAUUUGGAAUACAGGCAUUUUCUGUGGGCUUAAAGAGGAGGCACACACUAUUGGUUGACCAGACCUGAAAGCAUUCUAGAAUCACAGUCUUGGGUUUUUAAAUUAAGUUUCCUGGGAUUGGUGCUAAUGAACUGGACUGUAGUGCACAGUUUCUGAAAUUGUAUAUGUUUUUGGAAAGUACAGAACAUGAAAUGCUUUGCUCCUUCAUGAUCCUUUAUGCUUUAUUUUAACAUGCUUCCCCACUUUUAUUUUAUACCCGUAGUGAAAGACAUUCUGUCCUCACUUCAGAAAUAAUGUCUUGACUUGGGUACCAUAGUGAGAGAGAGACUACAUGCCAUCCUACCACACUUCCUGCCUCAAAAAAUAGCUCCACACUGCGGACAGACCCUAAGAAGCACUGCCAGAAGCUGCUCUGAAAUGUCCUAUUAAGAUUUUGCCCUGGGCCAUGUGUUUCAUGAAUUGUUUGCUGGGGUAUUUAAUGUCCUACUUGAGGUUGUAACAACAGCGUCUAUACAGACCUGAGGGGCAGCAAAGCAAGAUCCCCGACUGACCCAGUUCACACUAUACACGGCUGCAACAGCCUGCAACUGUCGCUCUUUACCGGAAACAUGGCAGAAGUGCAGAUGGUAUUGAGAGUUGUCCCCAGGCUGUCAACCACACAGGCCAAGCUUCCUGUCUCUUGCUCUUUGGAAUCAAGCUCACUAGGUGUUCUCACAGGGAAUUUGUGCUAAGAACCAUUUAAAACGUAACUGAUUGUUUAAAGCAGUUGUUCCGUUUUGAUAGAUUUUAACAAUUAGGAGUAAUGAAGGAAUUUCUAGGGUCUGCUUGUGUACAGGAAGAAGCAUGGCAACUGGAACACAGGUUCUCAGGAAGAGGCUCUGAAAUCCAGCACAGCCGAGUGUCUCCACAGCUAGUAGGGAUGCCUUGCUCCCCUCCAACACCCCCUCCCCGCCCCAGUCCCACCACACACCAGUGAUAGUCUUCAGAGCUGGGUGAACAAGAGAAUUUGGGAUUGAUGGCAGCCUCCUGCAUAGGACACUUCUGAAUUCUUCUCUAAAGGUGAGUAUAUAGGACCCUGGAGGAACCUUGGAUGGAAAGACCUUGAAGAAAUGGGAGGGACACCUGAGUCUUGUAGUCACCUCUUCUAGCUUGAACUUGCCUGUGCUGCUUGGUGGAAGAAUUAAGGCAGCUUUCGGCUGCAGCUGUGGGAGCUGUUUUAGCCUGGGAGGAUGAGUAGCCCUCGGAUUGUUGCCCUGCAGUUAAAAGGCUGGAGCAGACUACAGAGACCCCACAAGCUGGAACACUGCUGCGUAUCAGGUCUUCUCUGCCUGGGGUUAUUUGUUUCUGUUAUUUCAGGUAGGAAAUGGGCAGUUUGUUCUGGUUGGUAUUCAUGCUGAAGUCCUGAUAUGUUCAUCCCCAGACUUGAAGCUGUCUUUACCUACUACUAGACCUACCAGAAGCUGUCAUGAGCACCAGUGAAGUCUGUGGUCAGGUGUAAGUUUCCUGCUUGCCCUCUGGGCUCUAGCAAGUUUUUAAGAACAUCUAUGUAGAAGUAGGAGGCUAGACCCAGCAAUAAGCAUAGCAAGUUAAUUGAAUUGGGAAAGUUUUAUUUUUUCCUUGUUUGUUUUUUCUGUUUUUUUGAGAC